Messenger RNA from Habropoda laboriosa, 519 nucleotides. It is a transcript of the gene RpL24-like, whose product is annotated as probable ribosome biogenesis protein RLP24. Gene Ontology annotation, biological process: ribosomal large subunit biogenesis. The transcript has 2 exons. The coding region runs from base 1 to 519 and encodes 172 amino acids. NCBI's taxonomy places the organism in Eukaryota, Metazoa, Arthropoda, Insecta, Hymenoptera, Apidae. The record is from RefSeq and is a predicted model, not a curated record. Gene Ontology annotation, cellular component: nucleolus.
AUGCGUAUAGAAACGUGUUAUUUUUGUUCAUCUCGGAUUUAUCCGGGACAUGGGAUUCAGUUUGUAAGAAACGAUUGCAAAAUAUUUAAAUUUUGUCGCUCAAAAUGUCAUGCUGCUUUCAAGAAGAAGAAAAAUCCAAGAAAGGUCAGAUGGACCAAAGCAUACAGGAAAACUGCUGGCAAAGAAUUGACAGUGGAUCCAUCAUUUGAAUUUGAGAAGAAAAGGAACAUACCAAUUAAAUAUAACAGAGAAUUAUGGAAUAAUGUAUUUGAAGCAAUGAAGAAAGUAGAGACUAUCAGGCAGAAGAGGCAAAAUCUAUACAUAAUGCAGCGAUUACGGAAAGGACGCGAGAUAGAAAGAGAAAGAGACAUUAAAGAAGUUCAACGCGAUUUAUCUCUUAUAAGGUCACCAGCUGCAGGACUUAAAGAAAGGAAAAAAUUAGAAGAAAUUGCAGAACAAGAAGAAAGGAUGCAAGAAUCCAAUGAUGAAGAAGUACCACAGGAAAUAGAAAUGAAUUAG